AUGUCUAAAAGAGUCGCUUCGAUCGAAGACGCCAACGACGCUGAUAAUGCUCGUGUAGUGUCAAGUAAGUUGGAUUCCAACGCCGUGCCAACCACGAAAGCUCCCGUCGCUGAAGGCGAUGUUGAAAUGGGAGAGUUUGAGGACCAGUUCAGUGACGAGUUUGAAAGUGAUGGGGAGAUUGUACAGAUGGACGGCGAAGAAGACGAGGAAGAAAAUGUUGAAGGCGAGGUUGGUGGAGAGGAUGGGGAAUAUAUCCAGAGAAGCCAGUUGACGGCGCAGCAAUUGGUGGACCAGGAUCAAGCGAGCGAGCAAAAACAAUCGGAACCUCAGCAGCAGCUGUACUUGCCGCACUUGUCGAAGCCCCUGGGUCCAGAUGAAGUUUUAGAGGCGGAUCCAACUGUAUACGAGAUGCUUCACAACGUCAACAUGCCAUGGCCGUGCUUGACGCUAGACAUUAUUCCAGAUCGUCUUGGGUCAGAGCGCAGAAACUACCCACAGUCCUUGUUGAUGACAACAGCCACCCAAGCGACUAAGAAGAAAGAUAACGAAUUGUUAUGUCUCAAGCUCUCACAGCUCAGUAAAACGUUGGUUAAAGAUGACAACAACGACGAAGAUGACGACGACGACGACGAAGACGAAGAUCAAGAUCCCGUGAUGGAGAACGAGAACGUGCCACUGAAAGACACCACUAACAGGCUCCGGGUAUCGCCAUUCGCAUCCGAGUCGCCCGAGAAACUCACUGCCACAAUGAGUGAAAGCGGUGAGGUCCACAUUUUCGACCUGGGGCCCCAGGUUAAAGCGUUCGAAGUGCCAGGCUACCAGAUACCCAAAACCGCGAAGAGACCAAUACACACUAUUAAAAACCACGGCUCAGUCGAAGGAUACGCCCUUGAUUGGUCACCUUUGCACAAGAGCGGGUCUUUGUUGACCGGUGACUGUUCUGGUAGAGUAUAUUUGACUCAAAGACACACCUCCAAGUGGAUCACCGAUAAAACUGCCUUCAGUGCGGACAACAACCAGUCUAUCGAAGAUAUUCAGUUCUCCCGCACCGAGGCUACAGUUUUCGCAACCGCCGGCUGUGAUGGCUAUAUCAGAAUUUGGGACACAAGAUCUAAGAAACACAAGCCAGCUAUUUCUGUACAAGCCUCAAACACAGACGUCAACGUCAUCAGUUGGAAUGAGAAGAUUGGCUACUUAUUGGCCAGUGGUGAUGAUAACGGUACAUGGGGCGUCUGGGAUCUGAGACAGUUUGCGCCUUCGACGGCCGCUUCCACUACCCCUGUUGCCCAGUACAGUUUCCACAAGGGUGCCAUCACAUCCAUUGCUUUCAACCCACUGGACGACUCUAUUAUCGCUGUUGCUAGUGAGGACAAUACCGUGACGUUGUGGGAUCUGUCAGUGGAAGCUGAUGAUGAAGAGAUAAAGCAACAAGCCGCUGAGACUGCAGAACUACAGCAAAUUCCACCCCAGCUUUUGUUUGUUCACUGGCAGAAAGAAGUCAAGGAUGUCAAAUGGCACAAGCAAAUUCCAGGUUGUCUGGUGAGUACCGGUACAGAUGGAUUGAACGUAUGGAAAACUAUCAGUGUUUAA
This is a messenger RNA of Lachancea nothofagi CBS 11611, 1590 nucleotides long. The record is from the annotation of a GenBank genome assembly. Lineage: Eukaryota; Fungi; Ascomycota; Saccharomycetes; Saccharomycetales; Saccharomycetaceae.